Molecule: messenger RNA, 2640 nt
Organism: Grus americana (Whooping crane)
Lineage: Eukaryota; Metazoa; Chordata; Aves; Gruiformes; Gruidae
Product: fatty-acid amide hydrolase 1-like
Exons: 17
Coding region: 699-2423 (574 amino acids)
Biological process (GO): fatty acid catabolic process
Molecular function (GO): amidase activity; fatty acid amide hydrolase activity
Source: RefSeq, a predicted model, not a curated record
UUGUUGCCUCUUCUGAAAUUAAGGAGCAGCAAACGAAAUCAGACAAGGGCAGCAAACAGGAGCCGUCACUUCCCUGAAGCACGUGGAUAAACUGUGGAUCUCCCUGCUGCAGGACACUGUGAGUGCCAGAAUUGCAUUGCUUCACUCCAGAAAUAUCUGUACAAGCACCCAGCUAUUAGUCACUGAAACCUAACCUCUGGCUUGAGAAGUCACAACUCUCUGGAUGCCAGAAGACACUGUUAAGGAAAAUAUUGCUGCGUGCUUGCCACGCUUUUGACGUCUGCUCUGGUGUUGAUGAAUAGGGGCUAGCUAGCCCUUCAGACUGAGCCGGUCCAGCUGAUCAUGUGUGAUGUGUCACAGUUGGAAGAAGACGCCGCCUUUCUGCCCCUCCUUUGCUGCUUGGCUUCAGGAAACGCAAAGGAGACAGGUAUCUUCGGAACUCCUCCUCUGCUGCUUUGAUGCUCCUAGCCAAGACUAUCCCCAGAGAGGCUGAAAAAUUACAGGGAGAUCAAAGCCUCCCUUAGGGAACGGCAAAAUAAAUAAACCUUAUCAGAGAGAGACCACCCAGCACAGGGACGGGUUUUGCCUCCCUCUUCCCCACCUCCCCAUCGACAGAGCGGGUGCCCUUGGACCCGGCCGGGCGCGGGGAGGCGCCGGGAGCGGGAGGAGCGGGGCACACCCGGCCGGUCAGCCUCGCCAUGCGGGUCCCCCCGCCCGCCCUGCUCUGCUGCUCGGCCGCCGGCCUGCUGCUGCUGCUGCUGCGAUGGCGGCGGCGAAGCGGGCUCUGGAGGAAGGUGAAGGAGGCGCGGCAGAGGCAGGAGCGGAGCUUGGUGCAGAUGGAGAUGGCUGUACGGCGCUUUCGGGAGCAGCAUCCAUCCGUGAACAUGAUCUCCAUCCUCCCUCUGCCUUUGCCGGAGCUCUGCAAGAAACUCCAGGAUGGCUCCCUCCCUCCGGACCAUGUCUUCUAUGCCUACGUGGGCAAGGCCCUCCAAAUCGCCACGGAAACCAACUGCAUCACAGAGUAUCUGCAGGAAAGCGAGACCCAGCUCCGGAAAGCGAAGCUGACAGGGAAGCUGGGUUUGCUCUACGGGGUGCCUGUCAGCAUCAAAGACUCCAUUGACUGCCAGGGCCAUGAUUCCACAUUAGGGUUUAUAAAAAACCUCAAUAAACCCGCGGCAGAGGACAGCGUGGUGGUGCAGGUGCUCAGGAGACAGGGGGCAAUUCCGUUUGUCAAAACCAAUGUUCCCCAGUCCCUCAUCAGCUAUGACUGCAAGAACUUAAUCUUUGGUCAGACAUUCAACCCUCUGCUCUACACUAGAAGCCCCGGAGGCUCCUCUGGUGGAGAAGGGGCACUUAUAGGAGGAGGUGGGUCCAUCCUGGGCUUUGGGACAGAUGUAGGAGGGAGUCUGCGUUUCCCUGCUGCCUUCUGUGGGAUCUGUGCACUCAAACCUACCGGGAACAGACUGAGUAAAAAAGGAAUCAUUUCUGGUGUCCUUGGGCAGAAGGCAGUGGUCGCAGCAGUGGGGCCGAUGGCAAAAGAUGUGGAGAGCCUGGCGCUGUGCAUGCGGGCGCUCCUGUGCGAGGACAUGUUCAACCUGGACAGCACAGUGCCCCCCCUUCCCUUCAAUGAAGAGGUGUUUUCCAGCACGCAGCCCCUCCGCAUAGGCUACUAUGAAACCGAUUUCUUCACCAUGCCAAGCCCUGCCAUGAGACGUGCCGUCCGGGAGACGAAGCAGCUGUUGGAGGAUGCUGGCCACACGCUGGUGCCCUUUGAACUUAUGAAUGUGGACUAUGUGAUCUUUAACUUCUGUGUCAGGGGAAUGUUUGCAGAUGGUGGUGCCUCCUUUCUCAAGAAAUUCAAAGGGGAGCUGGAGAAAAGCAGCAUGGGGCUGUUCCUCUGGUUGGCAAAGUCACCGCACUGGCUAAAAACUCUCCUCUCCUGGAUUGCCAAACCCUUUGUGCCUCGAUUUUCACAUAUCGUAAGAAGCAUGAGAACAAACACAGUGGAUGAAGUCUGGAGUCUUCAUCAUGAAAUUGAGGAGUUUUGUCACCAGUUCACCGCCCAGUGGAAGAAGCUGAAUCUGGACGUCAUGCUUUGUCCCAUGCUGGGCCCGGCUCUCGGCAUCGGCUACCCUGGGAAGCUCUCAGUGGCAGUCAGCUACACCAUGCUCUACAACGCCUUGGACUUCCCCGCCGGCGUGGUCCCCGUCACGAUGGUGACGGACGAGGAUGAGGAGGAGCUAAAGAGCUACAAGGGGUACUUUCAGGACUGGUGGGACCGGACCCUGGCAAAGGCUUUUCACGGCAGCGUGGGGCUGCCGGUGGCCGUGCAGUGCGUGGCCUUGCCGUGGCAGGAGGAGCUGUGCCUCCGGUUCAUGAAGGAGGUGGAGACACUCAUCCUGAAGAAAAACAGGAUUGUCUGAGUCCCGCAUGCUCGCCCGGAGCAGGAUCCCAGCUCACAUCACCACAGGUCGUCCUUUGGUCUGACUUGCCCCCAGGACUCGUGUUCCCCUCCGUGAGGAUGCGGUGAUGGCUGUGCUGGCUGCUGGCUUUGGGGUGCAAAGGGAAAGCGAGGCGAGCUCUGCAGUGGUGGAGCACUUCCAAUCAUUGUCCUAAUACAGUAUGUUUUGUUAUCAGAAA